Molecule: messenger RNA, 4107 nt
Organism: Zootoca vivipara (common lizard)
Lineage: Eukaryota; Metazoa; Chordata; Lepidosauria; Squamata; Lacertidae
Source: RefSeq, a predicted model, not a curated record
AUCAUACAGAGGAAUGAGCUCUUUGGAAAUGGACACACCACCAUUUCCGUAGACUCCUUCAUAGGUCCUGCCUGUGUAUUUAGCUGCUGCCCAGCCUGCCAAAGUAAGUUCCCUCCUAGGGAAACAGAAAGCAACCAGAUGCUCCCUCAAAUUUAUAGCAGAUAAAAAGAUUUAUGUGGCAUCGAAGCACUGGUGAAAAUGUAAGUUUGAAUAUUCAAUUAACUCUGUGCAGGUGGCACAUGUCUGUAUUCAAAUUUGCACAUGUUUGCUGUGUCUGUGUGUCCAUAACAGAGUAUGCAUGCAUUUUUACACUGGCAUCAGAACAAGGGUCAAAUGAGAUGGUACACAACUACACAAAGUGUGUAAAGGUAAAGGGACCCCUGACCAUUAGGUCCUGUCAUGACCAGCUCUGGGGUCGCGGCGCUCAUCUCGUGUUAUUGGCCGAGGGAGCCGGCGUACAGCUUCCAGGUCAUGUGGCUAGCAUGACAAAGCCGCUUCUGGCGAACCAGAGCAGUGCACGGAAAUGUCAUUUACUUUCCCGCUUGGAGCGGUAUGUACCUAUUUAUCUACUUGCACUUUUGAUGUGCUUUCAAACUGCUAGGUUGGCAGGAGCUGGGACUGAGCAACGGGAGCUCUCCCCGUUGCGGGGAUUUGAACUGCCGACCUUCUGAUCGGCAAGCCCUAGUGUCUGCUUUUAUCUAUAUCACUUCUGUUCCUCUGUGGAUUUUGUUGAGUAUACCAUUGUGUGCUACACCUGUGCGCAUGUGUAGUCCUGAAUGUAUGUAAGAUAUGGGCAUGAAAAGGAUUUAACAGUGUUUAAUCAAUACAUGGCUGAUGCCCCCAUCUUCCUUGCUUUGUGAACUGUUUGAAAAGCACUUUGCCGAUAUGUGAAUUUCCCUAUCUUCCAUUCUAUUCGUCAUCACCAUGAGGGUGGAUGCCUCUGGCAAAGUGUCCCUGUUUACAAUCUCCACCCUCUGCCAACCAAUCCUUUCACAUUCCAGCCACACCUGCUGUUCCACAUUCACCCUUGGCCACUCUCUCCCACUGACCUUGUGCUGUGAGCCUCAAUUUUUAAAUCUACGGCAAAGAAAAGAGUCAGCCUGCAGAUCUCAGCGUGGAAGAGCCCUGCUAUACAACUGUCGGAGAAAAGAAGUUAUCUCAUCUGCCGUUUCCUUGGAUCAUUGCAAAAGAUAUCCUUUUGUAGGGCCCUGUGGGGCUGGUAGAGAUGCAAAGAGGCUUAGAGACUCCAGACCAGUUAGGUGCCAACCGGGAGACUCCAGGAAUCCCUGAGAUCAAAGUUGUUGUAGUAGGAGAUGGAGGCUGCGGAAAGACAUCGCUGCUCAUGGUCUUUGCAAAAGGAGACUUCCCCAAGGUUUACAUCCCAACAGUAUUUGAGAAAUAUUCAGCCCCCUUCCGCAUCAACGACAAGCAAGUGAAUAUCAGUCUCUGGGAUACAGCAGGGCAGGACGACUAUGACAGGCUCCGCCCCCUCUCCUAUAAUGGGGCUCAUGCAGUUAUCAUGUGCUACGAUGUCACCAGCCCUGCCAGCUUCAACAACAUCCUCACAAAGUGGUACCCUGAAGUGAACCAUUUCUGCAGAGGGAUUCCACUUCUGCUUGUUGGAUGCAAGACAGACCUAAGAAAGGACAAGGUUCUGCUAAGGAGGCUGCAUCAGGACCAAAUAGAGCCCAUCACAUACCGGGAGGGGGAGAAUAUGGCCCGGAAUCUCCAUGCAGUUGCCUACCUUGAGUGCUCAGCCCGUUUCCAUGAGAACAUCAUCGACAUAUUCACAGAGGCUUCCAGAGCAGCCUUGAGUACCAUGAAGAAGAAGAAGCGCAGGCGCAAACCCAAAAGGACUUGCCUGCUUUCCUGAUAGCCAGAGUAGAUCAACAUGUAAGCAGAUGGAUGGAACCAACAGUGGAGGCUUGGUGGGGUGUUCGGCAACUGCCCAGCACCUCACACUUUAGGGAGCCCCCCAGUCUUGUACAAAAUCCUGCUUGCCUCCUUUAUGGUCAGUCAUUCCCAGCAGGAUUAGCACUGAUUUCAGUUGAACAUAAACUUGGGAGAGGCUGGAAUUACAGUGGAUUGAUUGAGGACCCCCAAGGAGGCUCAAAACAGUUCAUUUCAUUAAACAGGGUACUAGAGAAUUGACUUUUAAAUUAUCAGUCAUUAUACCAUUAUUUAUCAGUGAACUGACUAUCACCAAACCACCAUAUGUUCCUCCCACGAUGAUAUUACAUAAUAAUCAUUUUUAAAUGUUUAGUUUUUGGGGGUUUCCUCAACAUAACAAUUUGUUUCGUUUUGUUUAUGACUUGUAUCUGUGUAGUUACAAUGUGGUGUUAGAUAAUGUAUUGUUGCACACCAGCUAGUCACCGUCCAUUUAUAUUCAAGAACACCUCACUCAAGGGCCCUCUUCCAGAAAACAUGAAUCCCAACUUCUGACACCAGUGCUGCACACCACCCCAAUCUCUGAGCUGUGCAAAAUUCUAGGGGUUCCAGGUACUUUGUCCAGGGUCCAUGUUUCAUUUUGGGAAUGAGGCACAUCAGAGACUGUGGAGUCUUUAUGAUAUAUAGUUUAUUUAUACAUAUAUACCUGAGCCUGAACCAUAAAGAAGGCUGAUCGCCGAAGAAUUGAUGCUUUUGAAUUAUGGUGCUGGAGGAGACUCUUGAGAGUCCCAUGGACUGCAAGAAGAUCAAACCUAUCCAUUCUUAAGGAAAUCAGCCCUGAGUGCUCCCUGGAAGGACAGAUCGUGAAGCUGAGGCUCCAAUACUUUGGCCACCUCAUGAGAAGAGAAGAAUCCUUGGAAAAGACCUGAUGUUGGGAAAGAUGGAGGGCACUAGGAGAAGGGGACGACAGAGGACGAGAUGGUUGGACAGUGUUCUCGAAGCUACGAACAUGAGUUUGACCAAACUGCGGGAGGCAGUGGAAGACAGGAGUGCCUGGCGUGCUAUGGUCCAUGGGGUCACGAAGAGUCGGACACGACUAAACGACUAAACAACACAAACAACAACAACAACCUGAGCCUAUGAUGGGUUCACAGCAUUAACACUCCAAGAGUGUAUUGCUUCUCCCAUAGCUGCAGCCUUGAAUCCAAACAAACAUCAGACAUCAUGCCCUGCCUGCUACUUCACUUCUCCUGGUCACAUAACUCCAAACACUGCUAGUCUAAGCUCUGGCUUUAUCUGUUGGGGGAAAGGUCCCACUCAUUUGCCAUCUCACACCGAGCACCUUUGAUCUUUUGUCAUAUUAAUGGCUCAUCACCCAUCCCACCACCUCAGCACAGGAGAAUAGCCUGGCUUAAUUAGCUCUGGACACUUGCUGAUUCUGGGGAAACUUAAUACAUACGGGUCUGGCAUCUAGUUUUAACACCCUAAGCUUAAAUUAAAUUCUAACAGCUACUAGACCCAGGAAUUUAGGGAUGUCUAGCACCCAUAAACUCAUAAUAUUCUCCACUCCAGUUGUAUUAAAAAUUGACCACAAUGAAUGUAUUAUGAGACAAUUGUACUUCCAUUGCAGUUUCAUGUAAAGAAUCAAGUGAAAUUUUAUGCCUGACUUGCUUUCAUUCCUUUAAGGGGCCCCAAAUGAUUUCUUGCCCAGCCCCCCCCAAAAAAAACCUUAGGGGCACCAGAAUGUACCAGCUUAAAAUCAAUCCUCCAAGAUCAAAUGACUCAAUAUCUUCUUGCUUUUAGCAGCUGGUCAUCAAUUGCAUAAGCUUAAGUGGAGAAGAUUAGUAGAUGGUCUUAGCUUCUGGACCUAAAUGUCAUGAGAACCAGGUAAAGACCUCCCUCCACAUACUGUAUUCCAUUUAUGUUUAUACCAGCCAAAUGCAGCCUACCAGCCACGCAAUAAGCCUCCUGUUUUUUCUGUCUGCUUGCAUUAGAUUGCAGAUGGAGGAGUUGUCAAGUGCCUGGCAUGCUGCAGUACACAGGUAGCAAGCAGGCUGCAACCAGCUUCUUUAGGACAGGUUUACACCAAACCUUAAAAGAACAUUCUCCCACCUUCUAGAUCUGUUGUCCACUAUAUCUACCCAAGCGCUUAUGUCCUCCUUGUUGUUCCUUGUCAACAAUGUCAAUUCCAGAAAAUUAUAUUUCCUGAGAAGCUGCAGU